GCGCGGCAGUGCUGACGCCGAGAGGCCGGGCAGACGGCGGAGCGCGAUGCCCUACGCGAACCAGCCCACCGUGCGGAUUACGGAGCUCACCGACGAGAAUGUCAAGUUCAUUAUCGAGAAUACGGACCUGGCGGUGGCCAAUUCCAUUCGGAGGGUCUUCAUCGCCGAGGUGCCCAUAAUAGCCAUUGACUGGGUUCAGAUUGAUGCCAAUUCCUCAGUCCUUCAUGACGAGUUCAUCGCUCACAGGCUUGGGUUGAUCCCCCUCACUAGUGAUGACAUUGUGGACAAGCUGCAGUAUUCCCGGGACUGCGCAUGUGAAGAGUUCUGCCCUGAGUGCUCGGUGGAGUUCACGCUGGACGUGCGCUGCAACGAAGACCAGACUCGCCACGUCACGUCGCGAGACCUCAUCUCCAACAGCCCCCGAGUGAUUCCGGUAACAUCCCGGAACCGAGAUAAUGACCCCAAUGACUACGUAGAGCAGGACGACAUCCUCAUCGUCAAGCUGAGAAAGGGCCAGGAGCUGAGGCUUCGCGCCUAUGCCAAGAAGGGUUUUGGCAAGGAACACGCCAAGUGGAACCCCACCGCAGGGGUGGCUUUUGAGUAUGACCCCGACAAUGCCCUGAGGCACACGGUGUACCCCAAGCCAGAGGAAUGGCCGAAGAGCGAGUACUCAGAGCUGGAUGAGGAUGAGUCACAGGCUCCCUACGAUCCCAACGGCAAACCAGAGAGGUUUUACUACAACGUGGAGUCCUGUGGCUCUCUGCGCCCUGAAACCAUUGUCCUCUCAGCUCUCUCUGGAUUGAAGAAGAAGCUGAGUGACUUACAGACCCAGUUAAGCCACGAGAUUCAGAGUGACGUUCUGACCAUAAACUAACUGCAGCUCGCCUGUUUCAGGAAAAGCGGAGCGCCCGUAGCUGGCCUCCAGGUCUCCUGAGUCUGCUGGCUUCCAGCCUCAAGCUUCUGCCUCUGCCAGUGAAGUAGUGGUGAGGUCCUCGCAGGGCAUCACCAGGGCAGUUUUCCACUGGGCAGUAGCAUCCCUGGCCUGCAGCUGGUUGCCAGUGGUGCUCCCCAGGAUGUCCCCUCCACCCGUCACCCCGCUGAGCCUGUGGGGGUCCUACUGCUUCCCUGUUAGGGGCCACCUGAGCUGGGUGCCUCUCUCAGGCCUUUUCUGUCCAAAAUGACUUCUUGCCUUGUACUGGGGUGUCGGUUAGGGCCGAGCCGCCUGCGAGCCCUCCCGUCCCUGCACUCCACUCACUCUCCCAGCCCCGACUUUGAGAUGCGUGUUAGACCCCACCGGACCCACAAGCCCAGCUCUGCCCGCGGUGAGGACCCCCACCGGUGGUCUGGUGCAUAAGGGGAGGGGGUGUGGAGGCAGGCCGGGCUUCAGUGGAGACCUGGCCUGACCCGUGGCCCUGGAGGUGGUAACAUACUGACAGCAGUUCAUUAAGCAGCCUGGCAGGAGAAAACCAGAGAUCCAGAACAGAAAGGAAAGGAUAUUUAUUGAUUAACAAUAGUUGUCCUUUUUAAAAGUUUUUAUUUUUGGCAAUAAAGAGCACAAUAUAAUCUC
Molecule: messenger RNA, 1567 nt
Organism: Condylura cristata (star-nosed mole)
Lineage: Eukaryota; Metazoa; Chordata; Mammalia; Eulipotyphla; Talpidae
Gene: POLR2C
Product: polymerase (RNA) II (DNA directed) polypeptide C, 33kDa
Exons: 9
Coding region: 47-874 (275 amino acids)
Biological process (GO): DNA-templated transcription
Cellular component (GO): RNA polymerase II, core complex
Molecular function (GO): protein dimerization activity; DNA-directed RNA polymerase activity; DNA binding
Source: RefSeq, a predicted model, not a curated record